UCCUCUAUGACAAACUGUGGUUUCUGUCUUUUAAAAAAGUUUGAAAGGAGUGUGAUUAUGACGAGUCCGCGCAAUUUGCCUGUGAUACCGAGUGGAGAAUGAAUGGUCAUGUAAAGAGUAUGCAUUUUCAACAGUUUAUGGAAGCAGCAGCAACAUUACUCUCUCUCCUGCUGGUUAUGGCUGUUGAUUCAACAAGAACUGUGGCAGCAAGCAGAACCCAGCAGUGUGGGAAUUCUCUGCAACAGACUUUGAAGCUGACCAGACUUAUACAGAAGGAAUCUGUCGACCUAAUCAAAACAUAUAAAACUUCUCAAGGAGAAAUAUCAGACUAUUUCUGCAAGGUGUCAGUUAAUGGCAUUCCUGACCCCAACAUCUCUGGCCUGGAUCCCUCAGAGAGGAUAGCGAGCAUCUCCAUACAUCUCCAAGACUUCAUCCCACAUUUCAAACGGGUGUACGAGCAGCAGACAGAUUUACAGUCUCCCACGAGUCCACUGUUGGCCGAGAUCAUCGUUGUCAGUGCUCGCAGCAAGAACCUGGCUGCUCUCAUAAACAGCUUUUACCAGAGCCUCUUCCCAAACCUGCCUGUACCGGAGCCAGCAGGGGGGCCGACAACACUACCUCCAUCCCAGAAUGUUUUCCAGCAGAAGGUCUACGGCUGUGCGGUCCUGAAGACCUACAAGGAGCUCCUGUCAAAUAUUUCCAGAGAACUGAGGACUCUAAAAAACAAAGUGUGCAGAAGGAGGAUACAAAUGAAUGCACUCUUCUUCUGAGGAUGACCUAAGGCUGGCCUUAGACAGUCAGCUCUUUAUAAGACUUAAAAAGAUAAGUAUGAAGGUGGCUGGUACAUCAAUGUAAUGAAGCCUAUUUAUGGUAUUUAAUAUUUAUUUUCAUGUGUGCUUCUGAUGAGAGGAGUGCUGUCAAAAGAUCAAGAGUGUGAAGGUAUCUCUGUGCAGGUUAUGUAUAUUUAAUUUGUCUAAUAUGUUAUGUACAUUUCUCCUAUGCUGAUGUAAACUUAUUUGCUGUAUGCAGAAUUAUUAAAAGAUACUUUGCAGCUGUA
Messenger RNA from Larimichthys crocea (large yellow croaker), 1057 nucleotides. RefSeq names its product IL-6 subfamily cytokine M17 (gene m17). The transcript has 3 exons. NCBI's taxonomy places the organism in Eukaryota, Metazoa, Chordata, Actinopteri, Sciaenidae. The record is from RefSeq and is a predicted model, not a curated record. The coding region runs from base 99 to 770 and encodes 223 amino acids. Gene Ontology annotation, biological process: ciliary neurotrophic factor-mediated signaling pathway; immune response; negative regulation of neuron apoptotic process. Gene Ontology annotation, molecular function: ciliary neurotrophic factor receptor binding; cytokine activity. Gene Ontology annotation, cellular component: extracellular region.